UGGUGUGCUGGAGUGUUAUUCGGUGAAAGAAGGGGAAUUGAUGAUUCUCCGAGACGGUACGAGUAGCGGCCAACAGUAGCGUAUAGACAGUCGGCUUGGGGAUGGUUGGCAGCACUUGACUCGCCCAACUUACUCCAUGAGAUCGAUCUUCAACAAAGAAGAUUUGCAAGAAGCGAAAACAGAGAGAAGAGAGAAAUGAACAGCAGAUCGAUGAGUUUAUUAAAAAGAAAGGAGAUUAGAUGUGUUGUUAUUAUUACUACCUACUAUGUACCUCUAUUACUCCGGCCUCUAGGGAGAAGGAAGAACAAGCUUUUACACAGCCGAGGCCCUGAUGACCACCAGCUGGAUGGCUGAUCAUGUACCUCUACCAUCUAUGGGGUGGUGGAAUAGGGCGCAGUGGCCACGACAUUGUUCUUAAAUCGUUCUUAUUAUUAUCAAGAUCUUCUAGUAAUACCUAUAAGAAAGCUACACUACAUUAUAUACUCUAUACAAAGGUUUGUUGUUGUAAACCCAUAUCCUCCACGGCGAAACUUCUCAAGAAAUGGAACCUAUCGGGGUUUCCAUCGCAGGGACAGUCUCGUUUUGACUUGCGUGGUCCCGUUUCAACUUUACCCAGAAGAGACCGACGCAUUUCCACAUUUUCCACAUUCUCACCCUAUCCUGCUGCUCAGUGCUGCUCAGCGCUGGGCGCACUGCGCUGCGCUAUGCUGCUGCUAGUGUACCUGUACCUCCCAGGUUCCUCACAGCAUCAUUGUACCCUUUGCCUGUUCCCCCUAACUACAUAUAAGACAGCAAUAUCAAAAACACAAGCACAGCAACAUUCCCCCAUUCCAAACUCCUCAUCAAAUUCCCUCUUCCCGUCGUCGUGCUAGCAACACGCAGAGUACGCCGUGCAGUACAGCCUGCGUAUACUCCGUAUAACCUCCGUACAAGUCUCUCUCUUCUCUUGACUCAAGCUUGCGAUUUUUUACGCGUACCCUAUACGCGACGUUCGCCUGCGCCCUGCGCCGCCGGCCGCCAUGGCACGGAGG
This is a messenger RNA of Aaosphaeria arxii CBS 175.79, 1031 nucleotides long. RefSeq lists its product as uncharacterized. The record is from RefSeq and is a predicted model, not a curated record. Lineage: Eukaryota; Fungi; Ascomycota; Dothideomycetes; Pleosporales. The transcript has a single exon. Bases 357 to 872 code for a protein of 171 amino acids.